Molecule: messenger RNA, 930 nt
Organism: Carica papaya (papaya)
Lineage: Eukaryota; Viridiplantae; Streptophyta; Magnoliopsida; Brassicales; Caricaceae
Source: RefSeq, a predicted model, not a curated record
AGAAUGCUUUCUCUCCAGUUCAAGUAAACUAAUAAGCCAAACAGGCUCUUCUUAUAUAUGCCAUUUUCAUGAUUUAUUGCAGAUGCAUACACACAAAGUAAUCGUCAAUACAAGUUCUGCGGUUUAGGAAACCAGAGCCUCAACAUGGCACCUCUUGGAGUGCUACUCUACGUUCAGGAUAGUCAUGUGACGAUGGACAACGGUAUGCUCCAAGUCACGUUAUCAAAGCCGGAGGGGAUCGUUACCGGAAUACAAUACAAUGGUCUGGACAACUUGCUUGAAGUUCUUAACGAUGAAUCUAACAGAGGAUACUGGGACCUUGUUUGGAGUGCACCAGGAAGCACAGGAACAACUGGAAUAUUUGAUGUGAUUAAGGGAACAGAAUUCAAGAUUAUUGUGGAAGAUGAGGAACAAGUUGAAAUUUCCUUCACAAGAACCUGGUAUCCCUCCCUUGAAGGAAAAGCGGUUCCACUAAACAUAGACAAAAGGUUUAUAAUGCUUCGUGGUUCCUCCGGCUUCUACUCCUACGCCAUUUACGAGCACUUGCAGGACUGGCCUGCUUUCAACCUUGCUGAAACCAGAAUUGCCUUCAAACUUAGAAAAGAAAACUUUCACUAUAUGGCUGUAGCAGACAACAGACAGAGAUUCAUGCCCUUGCCUGAAGAUAGAUUACCAGGCAGAGGUCAAGCACUGGCUUACCCAGAAGCUGUCCUUCUAGUUAAUCCUGUUGAGCCUGAGUUCGAAGGAGAGGUAGAUGACAAGUACCAAUAUUCUUGUGAAAAUAAAGAUAUUCUAGUUCAUGGAUGGAUAUCUACCGACCAGCAAAUGGGGUUUUGGCUAAUCACACCAAGCAAUGAGUUUCGAUCUGGAGGGCCAGUUAAACAAAAUCUAACUUCUCAUGUCGGUCCAACUGCUCUUGCCGUAAGUUGA